Molecule: messenger RNA, 5242 nt
Organism: Mizuhopecten yessoensis (Yesso scallop)
Lineage: Eukaryota; Metazoa; Mollusca; Bivalvia; Pectinida; Pectinidae
Product: DET1- and DDB1-associated protein 1-like
Exons: 5
Coding region: 49-357 (102 amino acids)
Biological process (GO): positive regulation of proteasomal ubiquitin-dependent protein catabolic process
Cellular component (GO): Cul4-RING E3 ubiquitin ligase complex
Source: RefSeq, a predicted model, not a curated record
AUUUUCGUCCCUAAAAUUAUGUGCAUAUUUUAAUGGCGGACAGUGAAGAUGGCUGACUUCCUGAAAGGUUUGCCGUCCCACAAUGAGAGCAAUUUUACCAAGUUCCACACAGAUUCCAGCUGUAAAGUUGGAGUUCGGAAACCUGGAGUGUAUAUUUCCACAAAAGAUUUUCCAUCAGAACAAGUAAUUACCACAGAAAAGACCAACAUUCUGUUACGGUAUCUCCAUCAACAGUGGGAUAAAAAGAAUGUCAGUAAGAAAAGGGAUUCUAGUAAAGCCAGUCUAGAUUCUUCUGAAUCUACAAAUUCUCCUUCAACCAAAAUGCCACGAUUAAAUUCGCAGGACGAGGGAUCCUAAUGGAUGAUGUAUGUGUGUGACUGGCCAAGCACAGCAUUUCUUACAAAUCAACCUGCUAUUGGACAUUACUGAAGUGGAGAAGCCAUUACAUUGAAGAUACAAGGCUUUUCAUUGGCUGAUUUUUCAGAGAAGAGAUGUAGUUUUAUGGAUGUACAUGAUCGACGAACAGUUGUCAUGAUAGUUUUAAUUUUACUUUGAUAAGUGUAUAUAUAUCCAUGAUGUAUACAUCCUGUAGUUUUCAGAUUUUUUAUGAACUAUUAAUAUUAAGUGAUAUAAUUAGUUGUAUUUACACCUUCUCUGAGGAUCGUAAGAUUUCAAACUGAAAAUCUGUAAGUAGAAAAGCAAAGCUGUAAUAUCUAUCAAGUCAUGUAAAAUCAUUAAUAUUUAACUAUCACCAUCUAAGUAAGGAAAUGCUGUUUUGGUAGCUUGGUGUCAGAGGUCAAAUUGUGUUGGGUAUAUGGGUUCUGUUGGACAGAUGGGUUCUGUUGGACAGAUGUAUAUGACAAAUGGUAUCUUUUAAAUGGGUGUGUGUAUGCCAGUAGUGUUUGUUGGUAAAGAUGGAUCUGUAGAACAGAUGGUGUCUGUCAGACAUGUAUAUAUGUACUGUAUGAUAAUGGUGUCUGUUAGACAGAUGGUGUUUGUCAAACAGAUCCAUAGCGGGUAAAGUAAGUCCUGGGUAACGACUGUUCCCGACUGGAAACCUGUAGGGUUAUUCCAGGGUAAUGACAGGUAACCAGUAGAGUUAGUCCUCGGUAAUGACUGUUCCCAUCUGGUUACCUGUAGGGUUAUUCCAGGGUAAUGUCUGGUAACUAGUAGGGUUAGUCCUGGGUAAUGACUGUUCCCAUCUGGUUACAUGUAGGGUUAUUCCAGGUUAAUGUCUGGUAACCACUAGGGUUAGUCAUGGGUGAUGACUGUUCCCGACUGGUAACCUGUCAGGUUAGUCCUGGUUAAUAACUGGUAACCGCUAGGGUUAGUCCUGGGUUUGACUGAUCCAAACUGGUAACCUGUAGGGUUAUUCCAGGGUAAUAUCUUGUAACCUGUUGGGUUGGUCCUGGGUAAUAACUGGGUACCACUAGGGUUAGUCCUGGGUAAUAACUGGUAACCACUAGGGUUAGUCCUGGGUAAUAACUGGUAACCACUAGGGUUAGUCUUGGGUUUGACUGAUCCAAACUGGUAAUCUGUAGGGUUAUUCCAGGGUAAUAUCUUGUAACCUGUCGGGUUAGUCCUGGGUUUGACUGAUCCAAACUGGUAACCUGUAGGGUUAGUCCUGGGUUUGACUGAUCGAAACUGGUAACCAGUAGGGUUAUUCCAGGGUUAUAUCUUGUAACCUGUCGGGUUAGUCCUGGGUAAUAACUGGUAACCUGUCGGGGUAGUCCUGGGUAAUAACUUGUAACCGCUAGGGUUAGUCCUGGGUUUGACUGAUCCAAACUGGUAACCGUUAUGAUUGGCUACCUAGUCCUGUGUGUGUCAGUUCGAUGUGUUGGACAACUUUGUGGCAUCUAUCAGUAAAAUAAAUGACGAAUGUGUCUGAAAACCAGAAUCUACUGAGCCUACACUGUAGGGAUCACAUUAUACAAUACUACCUGUUUUUUCACUGAACUAGGAUCAACUCAAACUAUUAAUGAGUGCAAGCCAAAAGGAGGUACACGUUAUGCAAGGAAAUAACUGCUUUUCUUUGACAGGUUUGUUUAUAUCAGAUAAAUUUUAAUUGUUGGUAAAAAAAAAUGUUCACUUGGUUAAUGUAUGAGAUUUGAUUAUUCACGGAUUUAUUUGACAGGUGAGUUCCCCACUGUGUGGGCGUAAGUUGGUGUAAAAGUUCACUGUAAAGCCUACCUUUAGUAUGUAGGAUAAAUGAUGUAAACAUCUACAUAUAUACAAGAGUAAGGUUGGCAUAUUUCACUUACAAAAUUCAUUGUAAAUUUAUAAAUUCAGACUGCAUGACUAAAUUCUGGAAGGAAAAAAUAUUAAAUGCCAAAGAUGAUUGCUAUUCCCAGGUGUUUUAACAGAACUGUCCAAUUAUGUAGGCUUUUUAGUUUUAAUGACUGUAGAUCACUUAUAUUCCAUGCACACUGUCUAGAUUUUGCUGAUUGUCAUUUUUGUACUUGUUUUUGAGGAGAUUAAAUCAUAUUUCACUCAACAUGCAUGUUUUACACAUAAGAAAUUGUUCACAAACAAUAUUGAUUAAUUCAAAUUUACAUGAAAAAAUUAUCUUUUAAAACAUAAGUAAUAAUUAGAACAAAUCUGUUAAUCCAUGAUUAAUCAUAACACAUGUGUAGUUUCUUUAAACAUGAUAUGAGAUGGGUCAUGGACAAUUUAUAGGUAGAAGUGCUUAAGCUUUACAAAAAGGUGAUGUAUGAAUUAUUCCGGUGUUUGUGUAUGAAAAGAGAUAAACAAAUUUGAAGACGAAGACAGAUAGGCUGUUUUUGUGUGUAAAUCCAUUUUUCUGCGUCAAUACGCCUACAUGCAUGGCCAUGUGUAAUGAUUUUUCUUUUUUUUGUGAUUUUCAUAACAGUUUUAAUUCAUAUGCAAUAUAUAUCGUAGUUAGGAAACUUACACAAUUUGGACCAAUUCAUGGAGUUGAACCUCAGCGAGUAAGUGCUUUUGUAAGCAAUUGUAAAACGAAACACUAAGGAUACAUGCUACCCAAGACAUAUCUGUAAAUUAAGUUAUCUCCCCUCAAUUAAAUUAUUUAUCUCCCUUGAACACUCAGUUUAAUAGCAGGAAAAAAUCUGUGUAUAUGCUUUGUAUACACAUGACAUGUGUCGUCAAUUAAUUAACAAAAUCCAAAUUACUACUAUAAGAUUAUUUUAAGGUUUUUUGUUGAGUUCGGAACUCUUUUGGAAGAGGAGAUUCAGUCCCAGUAAAAAUAGCAUAUAUCCUUAACAUUUUGUGAAAAGAAAAACAUUUCAAGAGUUGAACAGUGCUGAAUACAAUGUCCUGUGUCCAGUCUGGUGUGUAGGUACCUUUUGUGAUGAUUCAGUAUAACUGGUCAAGAUGAAAAUAUUGGAAAUUGUCCUAUGAACCAAUGUCCCAUUCGGUGUUGUAGUGUUAACCCUUUCACCCCUAUGUAACUUUAGUAGACCCUUCAAUGCAUUGAUAUGGAUGAGUCCAUCAUGAUCUACGGUGGUGAAAGGGUUAAUAUUUUUCCAACCUACCAAUUAACAUGCAUCAAACUACAGAAGACUUAAAUAAAGAAGUUUCCUUGUUUCAUUCUUUAUAAGACAUCAUGUGAAUGACCGUAUCUAUGUGGCAGUAAAUGUCGGAUAAUAAACCUACCUGUACCUGUAUCUGUUGCAGUUCAGUAGAAAAGCCAACAAAUGUUAUUUCACUGUCCUGUGAUAACCCUAGCUAGAGAUCAUUUGUUGGCCACUUAGCUUAUUGCAGGAUAAUGAUGAUAAUGAAUUUGUUGAAAAUCAUCUGGUAUAAUCACUUUUAUGAUUGGCUCCGACAUUCUGAUAUACCAGAAAAUUAAUGUACAAUGGACUUUUAUGUUUGGAAACCAAAAAUUAUUUAAUAUUUCCAAAUUUUCUGAUGCAAAAAAAAUUUGAAAUUUGAGCAAAAUUGAUGAUUUAUUACUUCAGGCAAUACAAGAUCUGUUAAAUACUCCAGUGUUUUGUAUAGAAUUUAGUAUUUUGAUAAGAAACAACACGUAGAAAUUAUGUCGGAUGUGUUUUGUAGAAUUUAGUCUAUUUGUGGGCAUUACUUUUUGAGAAUGGUUUGUUCAGGUACUGAGUUCCAUUAUUGGGUAUAGUUAUAUUCACUGUAAAGGAGAGUCAAUGCCACAUGCUUAUUGAAUAUUUCCUGAUUAUCUUUAAGUUAUAUGCUAUUAACCUUUGUUAAACAGAUGGUAUGCUAUUAACCUUUGAGUCCGUCCUUCACCUCUUGAUGUAAAGCCUGUAAAAAGCGCCUCAAACGUUUUUAGCCUUCACCUCUGGUAUGAUCCAUCAAGAUUAAAUUUACAGUUGCAUGCUCCGGUUUGUAAUCUAAGAACCAAUGACAAUAGUGGCAUUGUACAGACUUUAGUUUUCAAGUUAGAUGGUAAAGUAAGACAUGAGGUAAUAAGAUAAAAGUUUAUAUAAUUAGCUUCAAAAUUGGUUAAGUUAAGAAAGAUAUUUUUUUUAAUUUUACAUACAAGACCUGCUGGGGGAAAAGCAUUUCUUAAGAAAUCAUCAAUUAUUCUUAGAAAUCAUCAAUUAUAGGAAUACAUUUUUUUGAAACCGACCUGAUGUUUGAAGUAUUUAGCUGUGGACUUGCUUAUUAGUUUAACUUAAAUUAAUAUAAGUACACAUUGUUACCUAGCAACACAUUUUUGGUGCUGAUAAUUGUAUAUGUUACAAAUAUGACAGUACAAAACUGUUAACAAGCUGUUUCUUUUGUAACUUCACAAUUUUAUUUUUCCGUUCAUUUCAUCUGUAUUGGUCAGGAAAAGUUUUGGUUGAAAAUCGUUUUUGAAUGAAAUUAUUUGUCAUUAAAAAAUCUUGAAGGAACACGUUUUUUGGAGGCAUAUUGAUCAUAUAGAAUGCAAUGAAUAAAAUUUGUUGUAAAAUUCGUUUAUGAAUCAAAUCUUGGAAUUGGUUCAUAAACGUUUCCAUGUGUUGCAGGUAGGAAUGAGUCCAAUGUGACCAAAUUUAUGUUAUGAAAUUGACAUUGAUUAUGGACAGAUUUUAGUGUUCAUUGUAAUCAGAUUCUAAUAACUUGAAUGACAAGUCAGUCUUUUCACAUUUUUUUUUUUUUCAAACAUGUUUUCAAAUUUGUAAAUAUAUUCUUAUCUCGUUACAAAUGUGUAAAUGUUCAUGGCUUUUGUUUUAUAGUGAUGAUUUUAAAACUCAACAUGCAUUUUGUGUUUGUAUUUACUAAGUAAGAAUAAACUUUACAUGAAUUGAAA